UGGUGAUCAAACCAUGGAUUAUCAACCUUUUACCGAAGAACCACCAUUUGACACCUAUUUAUCUAUUCACCGCCAGAGAACCAAGACACCAAAGCCCACCCUUCUCUUGACAAUUACAGAGAUACCGAUUCACGCUUACUAUCCUUACAAAUGGAUACCUGCACAUCCUUAUCCACAGACUCUUGGUCCAUGUCGCCAUCCUACCCAUCGGGUCCCUACACUCCCACCGAUUUGGAAUCCUUGGAAUUCAGUCGUUCCGAACGUGGGAUUGCCGGUUUCGUUUCGAAACUCUACGAUUAUGUGAGUUUGCAAUCAUCCGAUAAUGAAAAAUACGCUCACUGGUGUCGCCAUGAUGGGAAAGACAUGUUUAUUAUUGAUUGUAUUCCCAAAAUUGUUCUGCCGCGAUUAUUUAAACAUUGCAAAUUCCCAUCAUUUGUUCGACAACUUAAUAUUUAUGGUUUCCAACGCGACACGGAUGCUCGAAAAUCUAAAGACAGUAAAGACAAGGAGAUUUGCCGCUGGUACCACCCGUUCUUUCGUCCAGGGAGGCGCGACUUAUUUCACUUGAUUCGACGAAAAGGCGUGCGUUGCUCUCGACGCAAAAGGGCCAAAAGUGAGGAAGAUCCCGAAACCAUUCUCAAUCUCGGCUCAGGCGAUGAAUCCGACAAUGACGAAAUGGGAAGUCCAUCUCAGCAAGAUGAAGACGGCAUGCGAUCUUCUUCCGCAUCAUCUCCCUCGCCAUCGGUACCACAACAUCAAGAACCACUUGAAUCAGCCACUGUAGUACCGUCUUCCCCAGCACAGCCAGACUCAGCCAAUGACGUUCCCUCAGUCUCCAGCGAUCCAUCCGUCUCCUUGACAGAACCAAAGGGGGAGGAACACACGAAUCCAGCUGUCGCGCCACCCGUACCCACGUCAUCCACCGCCUCCACUGUUUGCACCCCAGCACCUACAGAGACGAACCUUGCAAUGCAAGAACACGAACUCGGGGUACAGCUGAUUCAUAUGAAAAAGGAAUACAAUAAAAUGCAACGGUUCCUUACCGAACAACUAAAUAAGGCUUACUUUCAAAUUCAAAGCCAACAACAACGCAUCCAACAAUUGGAAGAAGAACGACUCCAGCUGGCAAGGUUUCAACAACAAUACUCACAUCCGCACCAGCACCCACAUACACAUACACAAGCCCAUCCCCAUCCACACCAACACAUACACCUUCAGUCUCAUCCACCGCAGCAACAGGGUCACUCCCAUCCAUAUAUGCACCCGGGCUUGGCAGAAUCCCCAAGACUAUCGGAUACCCAAUGGGAUGCACGAGGAAAUUCUGCGUUCGCAUCCACGCUACCAUCCUGCUUCUAUGCCAGAACCUCCUAGAAACCCUUCAGGACUCCAUCAAGCCGUGCCUUUACCAUCAUCCUGUUCUGUAUCACCCCAUUCUUCAGACCUUUCAACCUCCAUGAUGCCGGAAAAUGCAAACGUAUGGUUUCCUGCCCACGAAUCCUC
Radiomyces spectabilis is the source of this 1500-nucleotide messenger RNA. RefSeq names its product HSF-type DNA-binding-domain-containing protein. Gene Ontology annotation, biological process: regulation of DNA-templated transcription. Gene Ontology annotation, molecular function: sequence-specific DNA binding; DNA-binding transcription factor activity. The transcript is spliced from 7 exons. Bases 151 to 1371 code for a protein of 406 amino acids. NCBI's taxonomy places the organism in Eukaryota, Fungi, Mucoromycota, Mucoromycetes, Mucorales, Radiomycetaceae. The record is from RefSeq and is a predicted model, not a curated record.